Messenger RNA from Capsicum annuum, 1210 nucleotides. Its product is annotated as protein EXORDIUM-like 2. NCBI's taxonomy places the organism in Eukaryota, Viridiplantae, Streptophyta, Magnoliopsida, Solanales, Solanaceae. The record is from RefSeq and is a predicted model, not a curated record. Bases 116 to 1012 code for a protein of 298 amino acids. The transcript has a single exon.
AGCCCCUACUAUAAAUAGCACUACACUUUCCUUCAACUUUACUCACCACCUCUCCUCCUCCUCCUCAUUUCUCCCUUACCAAGUACAGAAAACGAAGACUUUUUACUUCUUCAAAAUGGCUUCAAAUUACAGUUCUGACACCCUAUUGUUCCUGUUGUGUUCAUUUUCUUUCUUUGGAGCUUCUAUGGCUGCGCUGGUUCAAGAACAACCCCUUGUUCUCAAAUACCACAACGGUGCUCUUCUUAAAGGUACUGUAACCGUUAAUCUUAUCUGGUAUGGCAAGUUUACACCUAUCCAACGCUCCAUAAUCGUUGAUUUUCUUCAAUCUCUAAGCUCCCCAAAAGCACCAAGUCCUUCUGCUGCUUCCUGGUGGAAAACAACUGAGAAAUACGAAACUGGGGCAUCCACUCUCAUAUUAGGGAAACAAAUCCUUGAUGAGAACUACUCUUUAGGGAAAUCACUGAAGAAUUCACAUAUUGUGUAUUUGGCCGCCAAGGGUGGGUACACGGGUAGGUCGGUGAACUUAGUGUUGACGGCGAAGGAUGUUUUUGUGGAAGGAUUUUGCAUGAGUAGAUGUGGGACCCAUGGGUCAUCCCGGGGUAAAAUCCGGUUCGCCUAUGCUUGGGUGGGCAACUCGGAAACUCAGUGUCCGGGUCAGUGUGCUUGGCCGUUUCAUCAGCCGAUUUACGGCCCACAAGCUCCGCCGUUGGUGGCGCCCAACGGCGACGUUGGCGUUGACGGGAUGAUCAUCAACGUGGCGACGGUUUUGGCGGGAACUAUAACGAACCCGUUUAACAAUGGGUAUUUUCAGGGCCCGGCUACGGCGCCGUUGGAGGCUGUUUCGGCUUGUACGGGGAUGUUUGGGUCGGGUUCGUACCCGGGUUAUCCGGGUCAAGUACUGGUUGAUAAGAGUACGGGUGCUAGCUAUAAUGCGCAUGGGGUUCAUGGGCGUAGGUUUUUACUCCCUGCUAUGUGGGACCCAACUAAAUCUGCAUGUUCGACACUCGUUUGAUAGAGGGGAACAAUCAGAAGGAGAUGGGCUGGGAUUGGGUGUGGACGAGUCUAUGUAUGUACAAACUACCGCAGGAAGAUGAGGGUGGUGGCUGCUUGUCGUUUUGUAUGACUGUAAAUUCCUUUGCUUUUAAGUUUUUAAAAAAUGUGUAAAAUGCAAUGCCUAUAGGAGGACUAUAAUAAAAUAAAGUUCUAUCCA